Gossypium raimondii (Peruvian cotton) is the source of this 570-nucleotide messenger RNA. RefSeq lists its product as uncharacterized. Lineage: Eukaryota; Viridiplantae; Streptophyta; Magnoliopsida; Malvales; Malvaceae. The transcript has a single exon. The record is from RefSeq and is a predicted model, not a curated record. The coding region runs from base 1 to 570 and encodes 189 amino acids. Gene Ontology annotation, molecular function: nucleic acid binding; RNA-DNA hybrid ribonuclease activity.
AUGGGACUUCGUGUAGUUAUCGAGAGGAAAAUCAAAAUCUUAGAGGUACACGGGGACUCGGCGUUAGCCAUUUACCAAAUCCGUGGAGUUUGGGAAGUAAGGGAUUCAAAAUUAGUCAAAUAUCGCGAUCUCGUUGCAGAGCUGAUCAAGGAAUUCUAUUUUAACUACUUUUCACAGGAAGAGAACCAAUUGGCUGAUACUCUGGCCACCUUGGCUUCAAUGUUCAAAGCAAACAGAGAAACUGAAAUAAUACCUAUCGAAAUGAGCAUAUAUGAGACCCCCGCACACUGUUUUAGCAUUGAAGAGGAGUCAGAUGGACGACCAUGGUUCCAUGAUAUCUUGGAGUACAUCAAGAAUCAAAGGUACCCCGAGCAGGCAAACGAGAAUGACAAAAGAACAAUCAGAAGAAUGGCUAUUGGAUUUGUUCUUGACGGAGAUAUUCUAUACAAAAGGGGAAAAGAUCAAGUGCUCCUAAGGUGCGUGGACGCUGUUGAAGCUAAAAAAAUACUUGAAGAUGUCCACGAAGGAAUUUGUGGAACGCAUGCCAAUGGGUUUACUAUGGCUCGGUAG